CCGCACAGAAUGGCUGUCCCCAAGCCAGAAGAACUGAAGAAUCUCCGGGAGUCUUUCCAGGCCAAGAAGCAAGCAUGUUUCAUCUUGGGUGCCUCAGGUGAGACUGGGAAAGAACUGCUGGCUGAGGUCUUGAAGCAGCAACUAUUCUCCAAGGUGACGCUCAUUGGCCGGCGGAAGCUGGAUUUGGAAGGGCCGCCCUACAGCAGCGUGAAACAAGAAGUUGUUGACUUUGAGAAACUGGAUGAGUCUGCUGCCGUCUUCCAAGGCCACGACGUUGGAUUCUGCUGCCUGGGAACGACCAGAGGCAAAGCUGGAGCGGCUGGAUUUGUGCGAGUCGACCUUGAUUAUGUUCAGCACUCGGCAGAAUUGGCCAAAGCCGGCGGAUGCCGCCACUUCAUCUUACAGUCAACUAAGGGGGCAGAUGCCUCCAGCUCAUUCCUUUACCUUCGAGUUAAGGGUGAAGCAGAGUCCAGGGUCAAAGCAUGUGGGUUUGACCGCUGCUCCAUUUUUAGACCAGCGGUGCUGCUGUGUGAUCGUCGGGAGUCUCGUCCUGCCGAGUGGGUAACCAGGAAAGUCCUCGGAGCAGUAGCCUACGUCUGCCCCACCUUGUACUCCGUCCCCACGGUGACCGUGGCUCGGGCAAUGGUGAACAACAUAGUGAUGCCAGCACCUGAAAACCAGAAGGUGGAAAUUCUGGAGAAUGCUGAGAUACAUGCCCUAGGAAACAUUAAAUAGUCGGGAGGCUUGUUCCUGGA
Messenger RNA from Euleptes europaea (tarantolino), 755 nucleotides. Its product is annotated as oxidoreductase HTATIP2-like. The record is from RefSeq and is a predicted model, not a curated record. Lineage: Eukaryota; Metazoa; Chordata; Lepidosauria; Squamata; Sphaerodactylidae. Gene Ontology annotation, cellular component: cytoplasm. The coding region runs from base 10 to 735 and encodes 241 amino acids. Gene Ontology annotation, biological process: import into nucleus. The transcript has 5 exons.